Cordyceps militaris CM01 is the source of this 294-nucleotide messenger RNA. RefSeq lists its product as uncharacterized. The transcript has a single exon. Bases 1 to 294 code for a protein of 97 amino acids. The record is from RefSeq and is a predicted model, not a curated record. NCBI's taxonomy places the organism in Eukaryota, Fungi, Ascomycota, Sordariomycetes, Hypocreales, Cordycipitaceae.
AUGACGAAGAUGUUUCGUCACUGGGGCGCUACUUCUGCGGCCCGGAAUCGACAAACACCUCCCCCCCCCCUUCUGUCCGAUGUUUAUGAUGCGGCCAUUGACGCAAAGGCAGUACGGAUCGAGGGUUCGCCAACAAUGUCUCGAAUUUCGGGAUAUGGCGUAGCUGAAGCGAGUCACUCUCUCUCUUUCGAUCCAGUCCGCGCUGCUCUACCGUACCAAUCACCGCCGGUCACAAUUCCAUGCCGGGCCACCGCUCAGUUACCCAAUAUCAGCGCCGUUCUGCCCAAACGAUGA